Molecule: messenger RNA, 1092 nt
Organism: Rhincodon typus (whale shark)
Lineage: Eukaryota; Metazoa; Chordata; Chondrichthyes; Orectolobiformes; Rhincodontidae
Product: fermitin family homolog 1-like
Exons: 7
Biological process (GO): cell-matrix adhesion; integrin-mediated signaling pathway
Cellular component (GO): focal adhesion
Molecular function (GO): integrin binding
Source: RefSeq, a predicted model, not a curated record
UAUCAUAUAAGCAAGCUGUCACAGCUAUCUGAACCGCAAGAUUUCACUAAUGAGCAAGAUGUAGAUGAAGUUGAAGCUGCCCUUGCCAGUCUGGAGGUGACACUCGAAGGUGGAAAAAUAGACAGGAUUUUGGAGGAUAUCACAGACAUCCCAAAGUUAGCAGAUUAUCUAAAAAUCUUCAGGCCCAAAAAACUGACGCUGAAAGCCUACAAGCAAUACUACUUUAUUUUUAAAGAUACCUGCUUAUCAUACUUCAAGAAUAAGGAAGCUUCUCAAGGAGAACCAAUUGAAAAAUUAAACCUGAGAGGAUGUGAAGUUAUGCCAGAUGUGAACGUAGCAGGACAGAAAUUUGGGAUCAAGUUGCUGAUUCCUGUGGCUGACGGCAUGAAUGAAGUAUACAUAAAAUGUCACAAUGAAACACAAUAUGCUAAAUGGAUGGCUGCCUGCAAACUGGCUUCAAAAGGCAAGACAAUGGCUGACAGCUCAUACCCCACAGAGGUGUAUGACAUUCAAUCUUUCUUAAAGAUGAAGAAUGUGAAUUCUGUGCCUCAGGUGAUGCAUGACUCAAAUGCUCUGGACAUGAAUCCAGAAUCACUGGUGUCACGAAAAUACUUGAAAAAGUUAAAAACUAAACAGUUGACAGCACGCAUCCUGGAAGCACACCAGAACGUUGCACAGAUGACCCUGGUAGAAGCCAAGAUGCGGUUCAUCCAGGCCUGGCAGUCACUGCCAGAUUUUGGAGUUUCUUAUUUUUUGGUCAGAUUCAGAGGAACCAAGAAAGAUGAACUGUUAGGUGUUUCCUACAAUCGAUUAAUAAGAAUAGAUAUGGCCACGAGAGAUCCGAUUGUAACAUGGAGAUACAGCAACAUUAAACAAUGGAAUGUCAACUGGGAAAUCAGACAGGCAAGUUACAAAUUACCCUAUAAAUCGCUCAGUGUCGAAAACAACAGGACGCCUUAUUUAAUACAGAACAAACCAGUAAGUUGUUGACUAUUCUAUCUCCAAGCAGUAGAAUAUGUACAAAGAGCUUUGGGAUAACAGGAACUCCUGUUUUCUCUUUCUUCCCACUCCACCCCACCAUUAUUCACUCUG